Beta vulgaris subsp. vulgaris (sugar beet) is the source of this 4947-nucleotide messenger RNA. RefSeq names its product paired amphipathic helix protein Sin3-like 2. Bases 362 to 4417 code for a protein of 1351 amino acids. Gene Ontology annotation, cellular component: chromatin; histone deacetylase complex. Gene Ontology annotation, molecular function: transcription corepressor activity. The record is from RefSeq and is a predicted model, not a curated record. The transcript is spliced from 24 exons. NCBI's taxonomy places the organism in Eukaryota, Viridiplantae, Streptophyta, Magnoliopsida, Caryophyllales, Amaranthaceae. Gene Ontology annotation, biological process: negative regulation of transcription by RNA polymerase II.
ACGUAAGAAAAUUUCAUAAAACAAAAACAACUCUUCGUUCUUUCAUUUUCUCUCUCUUCUUCUUCUCUCAACUUCUCACCUAUAUUUUUUCUUUCUAUCGAAUUAUAUUCUCCUUUCUUUUACUUCCCACUCAGUUGGGUUUUUUCACUUGGGUUUUUUUUUGCCUAACUUUCAGAAACAAUCACGAAAAAAGCACAAUUGAGACACAAAUUACCAGAAGAAAUUGGGUGGGAAAAUUAAGCUAAGAGAGUUUUACAAAUUGGGUUUUUGUUUUAGUGGUGAUCUUAGCGUUUUUUGGAUCUAAGUUUGAUUCAUAUGGUUGUUUUGUUGCCGUAUCAUUGAAGAUUCAGCAAGUGCAGUAAUGAAGAGAUUACGAGAUGAGAGCUUUGUUGGCUCUCAAUUUAAACGACCUUUUGGUGCUUCUCGAGGAGAAUCUUAUGGGCAGCCGCAGAACAAUGGGGGAGGUGGUGCGGUUGGAGGGCAGAAGUUGACAACAGAUGAUGCCCUUCAGUAUCUUAAAGAAGUGAAGGAGAUGUUUCAGGAUCAAAGGGAAAAAUAUGACCAUUUUCUUGAGGUCAUGAAAGAUUUUAAGGCACAAAGAAUUGACACUGAGGGCGUCAUAGCUCGGGUAAAGGAACUAUUCAAGGGACACAAUAACCUGAUUUAUGGUUUCAAUACUUUUCUGCCAAAGGGAUACGAGAUCACCAUGGAUGAUGUGGAGCCUCCUCCAAAAAAAGCCGUGGAGUUUGAAGAGGCUAUAAAUUUUGUCAACAAGAUUAAGAAGCGAUUCCAAGAUGACGAUCAAGUUUAUAAAUCUUUUCUUGACAUAUUAAAUAUGUAUCGGAAGGAGCAUAAAAACAUCAGUGAAGUUUACGAUGAGGUUUCACAACUUUUCGAAGACCAACCAGAUCUGUUAGAAGAGUUUACUAGAUUUUUACCAGAUAAUUCAUCUUCAGCACCUUUUCACGAUUCUCAGCAUGGUCGUAUAUUACCUCGAUUUUUUGACAGAAACUCUGCUGUGCCUGCAUCACGGCAAAUGCAUCUGGAUAAGCAGCGCUGGCGGAGGGAUAGAGUUGGUACAUCCCAUGCCGAGCAUGAUCAUAGUGUUGAGCGCCCUGAAUUGGACGAAGAGAGAGUGGCAAUGAAACCACACAAGGAUCAGAGGAAACGUGAUAAGGACAAUAGGAGUACUGAGCAUGAUAACAAUAGGGAUUUCAGCAUCCAACGUAUUCCCGACAAAAGAAAGCCUGCCCGCAAAGUUGAAGGUUUUGGAGUAAAUUCUGUUCUGACAUCUUCAGAUGACAAAUCUGCCGUGAAAAGCAUGUAUAAUCAAGAAUUCUAUUUCUGUGAGAAGGUCAAGGAGAAACUGGGUAGUUCAGAUGAUUAUCAGGCAUUCUUGAAGUGUCUGCAUAUAUAUAGCACAGAAAUAAUAACCAGAAGUGAACUGCAAAGUUUGGUUGCUGAUCUAUUGGGAAAGUACCCAGAUCUUAUGGACGGAUUCAAUGAAUUUUUGGGGCGCUGUGAGAAUAUAGAUGGAUUUCUUGCUGGUGUCAUGGGCAAAAAGUCUUUAUUGAACGACGGGCAUUUGCCAAGACAAGUUAGGGCAGAUGAGAAAGAAAAAGGGCCCAAGCGUGAAAUAGACCCAGCGAAAGAAAAACCAAAUAGGGAUUAUACUUCCAAAUCGAUCCAAGAACUUGAUCUUUCUAAUUGUGAACGCUGCUCACCAAGCUAUCGACUUUUACCUGAUGAUUAUCCUAUACCGACAGCAAGCCAACGAUCAGAAAUAGGUGCACAGGUCUUGAAUGAUUUUUGGGUCUCUGUAACCUCAGGGAGUGAGGAUUACUCGUUUAAACACAUGCGCAGAAACCAAUAUGAGGAAAGCCUUUUUAGAUGUGAAGAUGACAGAUUUGAGUUGGAUAUGCUGCUGGAGUCUGUGAGCUCCACUGCCAAACGUGCAGAAGAUCUACUGAACAAUAUUAAUAAUAAUAAUAUCAGUGCAGAUGGUCCUAUCCGCUUCGAGAACUACUUUACACCUCUAAAUCUGAGGUGUAUAGAGCGUCUUUAUGGCGACCAUGGGUUGGAUGUCAUGGACAUAUUGCGAAAAAAUCAAGCUCUUUCAUUGCCUGUAAUUUUAACUAGACUAAAGCAAAAACAAGAUGAGUGGACGAAGUGCCGUACAGACUUUAACAAGGUUUGGGCUGAAAUAUAUGCCAAAAAUCACUACAAGUCACUUGAUCAUAGGAGCUUCUAUUUCAAGCAGCAAGAUUCCAAGAACUUGAGCGCAAAGGCCUUGGUUGCAGAGAUCAAAGAAAUUAAAGAGAAUAUGCAGAGAGAGGACGACAUGCUUUUGGCAGUUGCUGCUGGAAACAGAAGGCCUUUGGUCCCUCAUUUUGAUUUUGAGUAUUCUGAUAGUGACAUCCAUGAAGACUUGUAUAAAAUAAUAAAGUUUUCUUGUGAGGAGGUUUUGACAACCAAAGAGCAGUUGAACAAAGUGAUGAGGCUCUGGACUACAUUCUUGGAACCGGUGCUGGGUGUUGCAUUUCGAGCUCAUGUUGCUGAAGGUGCUGAAGAUGUUAAGUCGCGGCAACGGCUAAGAAAUGGUGCUGUGUCAGAAACGGUUGGGAGUCCUGCUAAAGAUGCGGCAACUGCGAAUUCUUGGCAGCCAAAAGUCAACGGAGAAGAAAAUUCACUAGCUGAUGCCUCCAAAUGUUCCAUGCCCAAUGGUGAUGCUACAGCAAGAGAGCUUAGUUUCUGUGAAUCAGAUGGAACGGAUAAGGAAGGUUUAUCAUUUAAUACCCAGCCAAGGACUCUAAAUGAUAUCAGUGCAACUGAUAAAACAUCAGAACGGUUACCAAGUUCGAGUACGUCACCUAAAAAAGGUGCAGAAAGCCGCCAUGGUAGAAGCAAUACAGAACUAGCACCAGGUUCUCAAUCAACUUUAUUGAAGGCAGUUAAAAGUGGCGAAGAUGCUCAGGAUCUCAAAUCUUCUGUUGGUGAUAUCCAAGCACGACAGGCUGCCGAUGUUUCAGCUGCCACAUUGACCAGUGGAAACUUCACACAAAGCUGUAAAGCGAGUCAUCAUCUUGAAGAAUCUAUAGGGCAUUCUAAAGGUGAAAAAGAAGAAGGUGAAUUAUCGCCAAAUGUUGAUAUUGAUGAAGACAACACUGCUGCAUAUGAUGCAGCUAUGCAAGCUGGGCCCAAAGUAAAACAUAGUACUGAAAAACAGCAUUAUCGAGACGGGAAUGGUGAGGAUGCUGGAAUAGAGAAUGAUGCAGAUGCAGAUGAUGAAGACAGUGAAAAUGCAUCUGAGGCAGGUGAUGAUAUGUCUGGCAGUGAAUCUCCAGGUGAUGAGUGCUCUAGGGAAGAGCAUGAAGAAGAAGAAGAAGAUGUUGAACAUGACGAGAUUGAAGGUAAGGCUGAGAGUGAAGGUGAAGUCGAGGUGCACUGUUCAGGUGGCGAUGCAAGCACAUCGUCGUUAUCUGAACGAUUCCUAUUGUCGGUCAAGCCUCUUGCAAAAUAUGCUUCAUUGGUUUCUCAAGAUAUCAGCAAGAAAGAUUCGAGAGUUUUUUACGGAAAUGAUAAUUUUUAUGUUCUACUUAGGCUGCAUCGAAUACUCUAUGAAAGGAUACUUGCAGCUAAAACAAACUUGACAUCUUCUGAAACAAAAUGGAGAAAUGCGAAAGAUGCAAGCUCUUCGGACCCGUAUACUAGUUUCAUGACUGCCCUUUACUAUUUGCUUGAUGGUUCAUCCGAUAAUUCAAAAUUUGAGGAUGAUUGCCGAGCUAUUCUUGGAAAUCAAUCUUAUGUGUUAUUUACAUUGGAUAAACUGAUAUAUAAACUUGUGAAGCAGCUUCAGGCUGUUGCGACUGACGAGAUGGAUAAUAAGCUUCUCCAACUCUAUGAUUAUGAAAAAUCUCGAAAACCUGGAAAGUUCACUGAUUCAGUAUACCAUGAAAACGCACGUGUUCUACUACACGAGGACAAUAUAUAUCGAUUUGAGUUUUCUUCUUCCCCUGCUCGCUUUGCAAUCCAGCUGAUGGACAACGGAAACGAGAAGCCUGAGAUGGUGGCAGUUUCAAUAGAACCUACUUUUGCAGCUUAUCUAUACAAUGAAUUUCUCUCAAUUGUCUCCAGCAGGAAAGAAUCUCAAAAAAUUAUGCUACAAAGGAACAAGAGGCAGUAUGUUGGACUUGAUGAAUAUUUGGCCACAUCAAAAGCCAUGGAUGGCGUCGAAUUAUUUAAUGGCUUGGAAUGUAAAAUAGCCUGCAGUUCAUCUAAGAUAUCCUAUGUUCUGGACACCGAAGAUUUCUUUUACCGAGCAAAGAUUAAGAGGAAAAAUAUGCAACCUGAUCUGAGUUUGAGACGAAAUCAGGCAAGGGUACACCGGUUCCACAGGUUUUUAUCAGUUGUAUGCUGAUAAAUUACAACUUGUACAUACAGUUGCUUUAAUAUCUCGAGGUUCUAACAAUACAAAAUGAAAAAGGCACCUGAAGAUUUCUUCUAUAUGAUGAAGUUUUCACCUAGAAAUCUUCAUCUUACCCGAGAAAGAGCGCAAUUGUCUAUGAAUGAGGAGCUAGCCUGCCCUUCUGCGCUCACGGUUCGGGCUAAAACAUGUACAUAAAAUAGUCGGUGACGAAUGUGUUCUUGUAAAAUACUUGUAUGAUCAUACAUAUUCCUCUACUGUAAACCUCUGGAAUGUUCAUAACCAUCAUAGGUAUUGCAAUCUACAGUUGUAGCGUCACUAUUCCUGGUAGGUUCCUUGUAGUGCGAUCUUUUAAGCUUAACCCAUGGAUAGCGAUAUAGAUGCAAGUGAAUAUACAGAAUGUAGAAACAAGGUUUUCUGCCAUUUAACAGAGUUAUGAUAGGUUCCCUUUGAUUUUUCUGGGGUUAUUUUUUUUGAACAAUUUUACUUAUAUUUGUGUUUAUCAUGGUUCUUGUUUGAUGACA